This is a messenger RNA of Zerene cesonia (dogface butterfly), 3394 nucleotides long. RefSeq lists its product as uncharacterized. The transcript has 6 exons. NCBI's taxonomy places the organism in Eukaryota, Metazoa, Arthropoda, Insecta, Lepidoptera, Pieridae. Bases 66 to 3383 code for a protein of 1105 amino acids. Gene Ontology annotation, molecular function: ATP binding; transmembrane receptor protein tyrosine kinase activity. Gene Ontology annotation, cellular component: signaling receptor complex. Gene Ontology annotation, biological process: multicellular organism development; protein phosphorylation; positive regulation of kinase activity. The record is from RefSeq and is a predicted model, not a curated record.
GGAAUAACAGCAUACGUACAAACAACUCGAUCAUUACCGAAUGAAGUGCGAUAAAGUGUGGCUUCAUGUUACUAAGCUUGUUUACGGUUUUAUUUAUAUUAUUUGAUGCCGUAGCGUGUGAUCAAUGUGAUCGUUUACACACUAAAUAUAAAGGCCCAGUAUCUGGAGUGAGGUACCAGGGGGAGGAAUAUGAUGUAGUGGUCCAGGGAGGAGGCGGAGCGGCGAAGGCGGAGGCUGCUCUUUUGCUUGCUAUCAUUCGACAUGUGCAUCGCUAUACCGCUCGCUUGGACCCCACAGAAGCGUAUUUCUGUAAUGUAACCCAAAUUCAAUCUUCACCUGUAGUAUUGACCACAGCUGCCAUUAUGAAUAAAUAUGGUUGCGGGAAUGAAAACAGACAGAUCGAUCCUGUGGCGAGUUUCAAUGCGCCAGUCGCAGCUGAAGUCAAUCUUCGUUUUAUGGCACGCGUUCAUUCUGAUCAUUGUAAAAAUAGAAUUACAUGGCAAUUUCUUCAAACUGACGCUGUUAAAGAUUGUGGAUUUUACAUCAAGCAGAAUAGCCAUUGUCAAAUUGAUGACGUCUACAAUAUGACUCGUUCCCUAGCAAUAAUCGCGAGAAAUGAAACAAUUCACGACAAACUCGCUUUAUUUGAAUUCGAGAAACGAGUAACUGCAUCAAAACUGCCCCUAGAGUUUGUGAUAUACAAUAAUGAUACAAGUUUUCGUCGCAUGUUGUACCAGCUACUUCAAUCUAACAAAACAUUUUUAUUCAUCGAUGAGAAUAUUUGGUCUGGCAUUCCUGAUAUUUUUGUAAUAGACAUCCCACCAAUACCAGAAACAAAUUGUGUUACAUGUGUCUCGGAUGCCCUUUAUUCGAUCAAUGCAGUUCGCACCGGAGAUGGUUUGAUAGUAAAGAAAUUUGCACCUCAUAUUUAUAAAACUUUUACUACCUUUUCUCCUAAAAUAAACGUCGUAAGAAAUAUACUACAAUAUGAAGCUAAUGCAAAUGUAAAAGAUGUGGAAGAAGCUGCCUGUUUAUGGGCGAAUGAAAACACAGAAGAAUUUGAGAAAUUAUAUCAAAAAUCGAAAAAAAAUCUUCAUACUAUUGUAAUAUUUUUAUGUGCUGAUGAUCCAUAUAAUAAAUACUACGAGAUAGCAAUAAAUAGCAUGUUCUUAAGAAUUCAGAAUGAGAUAAAAGAUUUUUCAAUUGCUUUCAAUGAAACCUUAAUAAAUUGUACGAAUCAAAAUGAUCUCAAUUGGGGAAUGCAUUAUCUUUACCAACUUGAUCACGUUGCAGGAGCUAUAGCAUGGAGUUGGAAUGUAGCUAUUCCAAUCGCCUCAAAUACUGCUAAAUAUGCAGAUUUUCCUCUCAUGCUUGCUGGCCCAGCUGUUGAUACAUACAUUGGAAAUGCGACAUACGCAACCUCAGGCCGUUUUUCACAUCUGGCUAAAGGAUAUCAUUACUUUUUAUCUAAAUGUGAUUGGAAUCGAGUAGCAAUUAUUUCGGAUGACACAGUAUAUUCAAAAGAUUUUCUCCAAGAAAUAUUAACUAUUGGGAACUUAAGCACUAAAAUCAUUUAUCUUAAUCAAAAAAAUUUUUCUACUAAUCUCGUGAAAUUGAAGUAUGAUGGUGCACGUAUAUUCAUUGUAAAUACCUGUUGCCAAUUGGCAAAUAAUAUUUUAGCACAAGGGAGAAAUUUAUUUUCACCUAUCGAAAAUUAUGUCUGGAUUGUGCGUGAUUGGUGUAUUUUAGAUAAAAAUAAGAGUAUUGAGGAACUGGUGUUUUAUACAAUAGACUUUGCAUGGCGUGGUGGAAAGCCGUGGGGUGGUUCUCAAAAAUUGCGAAAUGAUAUCUCUAAUAAGACUGAUUUAUGGGCAGGGGAUACUGUUAAAGUACCUGGCACUUCAUACUUGUAUGACGCCAUACUACAGCUUGCUCAUGGAUUUGCUGCAUACCUUACCAUGAAUCCUUCUUAUCGGUAUGAUCUUCACGGAAAAGGGGCUAUAAUGAAAUUUGACAAAGCCAUGAAUUCAUUGAACCUAUCAGGAGUAGCCCAAUUUGUUCAGGUGAACAAUAACUCUCUCAACAAUCCGGUGAUAUUCGUGGAGAAAUGGAAAGGAAGUGAACGCCGGACGAUGGCCAUUUUGCAAAUUCUAAAUAAGUCAGUAGUUGAAUUAUGGCAAUUGAAUAAGAUACAAGACACAUGUCACGCGCUAUUAGAUGCUGAAAGAGUGCCAGAUAAAAAAAUAUGCGUAAUUCGCAGCGGCGAUGACUUUGCACCUCGGUGCCACGACGUUCCCAUAUUAGUGUUUGGUAUAUCAUUAAUAUUAACAUGUUGUGCCUUAUUUAUUGCGCAAAAAAUUAGACGAGACCGCCUUUUAGCCUAUAAUAAAUCUGUACUUAUUGAUAUUUUGGAAACUCGCCAUAAAAACGCUUCAUCCCUAGCAGCAUUUUUAGUAGACCGUGGUUCAGUUAAAUUGUUACAUGAGAUCGGGUCUGGUUAUUUCGGCCGCGUGUAUUUUGCGGAGUUAAGUCAACCAGGCCACGGAACACAAGUAGUGGCGGCAAAAGAGCCCCAUGAAGAUAUUACACCACUGGAAGAGAAUGAAUUUAUUGGUGAAGCUUGCGUUCUAGCUCGUUUACACCACACUAACGUCAUUAAGCUCAUGGGUGUCUGUCUUGCUAACGGGUCACCUCUCAUGCUUAUGGAGCAUGCCUUGUAUUUGGAUCUGAUUCGAUUUUUAACGGAGAGAAGACAUUUAGCUGUUAAAGCUAGAGAAGAAUUAUCGCAUGCUGAAGAUUUAGAGGUCUCUGAUGUAAAUUUAACAAAAUGGGCCUUCGAAGCAACCUCUGCUUUAGAAUAUUUAUCAAUUCGGCGCAUCGUCCAUAGAGACGUACGCGCUGCUAAUUGUCUUCUUGAUAAAAAGCUUUCUUUAAAAUUGGCUGAUUUUGGUUUAGCAAGGGAAUUAGAUAAAGAGGAUCCAACAUAUAUGACAACUCGCAAAGCAUUAUUUCCAGUUCUAUGGAUGGCCCCUGAAAGUUUAGAAUGUGGUGUGUUUGGUUUAGCAUCAGAUAUCUGGGCUCUUGGGGUCUUGUUUUUGGAAAUUGCUACACUUGGGUCACGUCCAUACGGUGAUUGGCCUGCUCAUAGGGUGAUAAAAUACGUGAUAGGAGGUGGCUAUCCACCUCUACCACCCGACACUUCACUUUCAAUUCGUAAGUUACUCUACAAGUGUUGGUGUAGAGACUCAGACCACAGAAUUACUGCAUCAGAAAUACGAGAACAAUUAUUACAGGAUCCGAAACUUAUAUCGCCAGCUUUGCUGUUGCCAGAACUGCCACUUGUUCCUCCAAUACAAAAUAUGAAUUUUAAUUUCAUAACGUGACGAUGCCUUAA